Messenger RNA from Akanthomyces muscarius, 1569 nucleotides. RefSeq lists its product as uncharacterized. The record is from RefSeq and is a predicted model, not a curated record. Lineage: Eukaryota; Fungi; Ascomycota; Sordariomycetes; Hypocreales; Cordycipitaceae. The transcript is spliced from 3 exons. The coding region runs from base 1 to 1569 and encodes 522 amino acids.
AUGCUUCCAGUCGGCAGGCUCUUGGCGAGCUCACCGUGCUGGCCAUUUCACAAGCACUUUCGUCGCACCAUCUUCAUCGUCGUCGUCGCACUCUUCUUCGUCGCCAUACUUCAGAUCCGCUACCACGACAUCCCGCUGCGCACGAAACCGCCCGAGCCGAAGCCCUACCAUGUCAACAUAAUCGAGGACAAUAAUGCGACGCGGACCAUGGUCACGUCUAGCGCCUUUCACCCUAUGGCGUUUCCGCCGGGCCACAACAAGACGCUCGAGGAGCUGUGCGCCAGUUUCCCCCGCCACCUGCUGGCGCGCAUCCAGCCGGUCCUCAAGACGGGCUUCACAGACGAACCCGGUCGCAUGCUGUCGCAGAUGGAGAGCUGCAGCGCCUGCUUCGAGCCCGGCGACCUGCUCAUCUUUUCCGACCUUGACGAUACAUACCAAGGCCACGAGAUUAUCGACAUACUCGCGACGCUGUCCAAGUCAUACCACGACUACGAGCAGUUCAAGCCGUACUUUGAGCAAAAGCGCCUGCGCGACAGCGGAGACGCUGCCAGCAACUUGGAAGCGCUGAAGGCCAUUGACGGCUGGAAGCUGGACAAGUUCAAGUUUCUGCCCCAGGUGGAAAAGGCGUGGGAGAUGAAGCCCAACCGAGACUUCUAUGUGUUUUACGAGACAGACACUUACAUCUUUUGGGAUCCUUUAUUACGCUUUCUCGACACUCUCGACCCCGAUACACCGCUAUAUCUGGGCUCUGCUUCCCCAGGCCGAGGGGACGAAUUCGGACGAGGCACACGAUUUGCCAACGGCGGUCCGGGCUACGUGCUCAGCCGCGCGGCUAUCAAACAGCUGCUAUAUAGGAGAACCAGCCCGACAGGCUUCUACCUUGACCCUCCAUUCGCUGAGAAACAUCGAGGCCUCAUGCAUGACGCGGAGUGCUGCGGCGACAGCGCCCUGGGAUAUGCAAUUUGGCAGAGUGGGAUCCAGAUGCAGGCGCUGUAUCCCAUGUUUGCUCAGCACCCGAUGCAGCAUUUGCCAUUCGAUGCCAUGCGCUGGUGCACACCACUCUUUACGCUGCACAAGGCAAGCUUUGAUGAUAUGCGAGCCAUGUUUCAGUGGGAGUUUACAACCCGAUCAAACGAUUAUGCCAUGCGGCACCGCGACCUGUGGGAUUUUAACAAGCCCGGUAGUGAAUCGCGGCGCGACAACUGGCGCAACGACGAUCGGUUCGGCCGUAAGGUGGAAGAGGACGUCGAGAUUGCCACCCAAGAAGACUGCGAAGCGCAUUGCAGGUCGCUUACCGAGUGUUUUAUGUGGACGUGGCGCGGAGACGACCUGAAAGAGUGUCUCGUGAGCGAGAGCGCCAUACUCCAAGGACAGGAGGCCAUGCCGGAGGAAGUGGACGGCAUGCAGGUCAAGUACACGUCCGGCUGGAUCGUGGACAAGGUGGAGGCAUGGAAAGCCGACCACGAGUGCAACGACACGCUCUGGAUGUCGCACAGCUUCGAACGGAUGUUUCAACCGCCUCGGAGCAAGUCGACGAAUGACACAACGCCGGAACCAGACCACAUAUAA